Strigops habroptila (Kakapo) is the source of this 6717-nucleotide messenger RNA. RefSeq names its product homeobox B8 (gene HOXB8). Gene Ontology annotation, biological process: regulation of transcription by RNA polymerase II. Gene Ontology annotation, molecular function: RNA polymerase II transcription regulatory region sequence-specific DNA binding; DNA-binding transcription factor activity, RNA polymerase II-specific. Gene Ontology annotation, cellular component: nucleus. The transcript has 3 exons. NCBI's taxonomy places the organism in Eukaryota, Metazoa, Chordata, Aves, Psittaciformes, Psittacidae. The record is from RefSeq and is a predicted model, not a curated record. The coding region runs from base 4577 to 5305 and encodes 242 amino acids.
UCCAGCGCUCUGGAUCACUCCCUUUGUUCUUUUUUUUCCCUUCUUCUUCUCUUCCCCCCCCGCCCCUUUUUUUCUUUUUCCUUUAAAGCAAUUCCAGGCUGCCAGAAUGCUGAGCCGUGCACACAACAACAACAACACACACACACAGGGGCACCCCCACACUCCAAACCCUGGCGAGACGUCUGGGCUUGGGAAGCUCUUUAUGGGUUUACAGCUCAGGCCUUUCCCCCUCCAGAGUAGAAUGACCAAUUGUUUAGUCUCGGGAUUUGAAACAAUAGCGGUUUUCAAAAGCAAACCCAUUUUGCCUCUUUUAUUGUGGGGAAGAGGGGCUGGAUGGCGGAGUUUUCAGCGCGGAAAACUUCAGCGCUGCGGGGCGAAGGGGAGGGACCCGCUUUUCCCUUUUUUCGCUUCUUUUCCCCCCUCUCCUACUCUCGCUUUUUGGUUUGUUUUAUUCCUCCAGAUCCGAGCGGGACCCCCCUUUAUCUGCCUUCCUCCCUUAAGGAAAUCUCCGCACCCCCUGCUCAGGCUGCAGAGCCGCGCUACGCCGCGAGGUGGCGCCCUUGCUCCACGCUAGACGCGCGUCUCCCGCGCUCGGCCGCGUUGCCCCGCGUAACACCUUGAUCUCAUUAACGGCUGUUUGCCGGCGAGCAUGAAUAAUCCCGAGGCAUAAAAUAUAGGGUUAAUUAUAGCUAUUUUGCCGAUUUUAUAGGUUACAUCUAUUUUUUUUUCCCUGCGAGGGUAAAUUAUGUGAGGCUGAAAUAAAUAAAUAAAUAUUUUUAAAAGAUAGUUAAUCUGGAGGCUGGGAUACGGUGAGAGGUGGGACAUGCUUCUAUUUUAAAUGAUCAUUUGAAGGGGAGGGAAAAACAAAGCCUCGGGUUUUGUCUUUUGCUGGUGCAGGUGGAGGCAGGAGGAUGCUUCAUUAUCUCCAAAGAGAAGAUUUACGUUUGGGGAUGAGGAAAGAGGUUCGAAGGUUUCGGGAAGAAAGGCACAAACAGAAUCAGGACAUUGUCCCCUGGCUCUUUACCUAAGCCGUUGUGAAAAUCUGCGCUUUCUCCCUCUUUUAUAUCUUUAAUAUCCAUAGCCAUAGCCUAAAAAACCCCUCCAAUAUAUGCUUUUAUUGGAAGUAGAAUCGGUCAUUUUGGGUAUAGUUGCUCUUGGGUAUAGUAACGCUUCUGCCCAAGGUCUUUACUUCAUGUCUUUGGAAGUAUUUUAAAAUGCUAAAACCCAGUAAAUUAAUCCAAAGUGCCAUUAACUCACCGCCUUUUGUGACACGUAUAAAUACGCCACUGAUGCAGCAGCCAAGAAGUAAACUUUUAACUCCAUUAGUUCACUUUUAUUUUGGCCUUUGUUUCUUCAAAAUUACAAGGCAAAAAUUAUUGAGACGUUCCAGUCCUUCAGCUACAAAUUCAGCUCCAAAUAACAUACAAAGGAACAGUGACAAAGGUUUAAAAUUCUCUUUCAAAUAGCUAUAAAACAGGUAUUUUCUGAAUCAAUGUUUUUCUGAAGCCACACCAGCAAAUAUGCGAGCUCCUCAAUGAGCAGCAUUCUGGAGGAGAAUGUAACAAAUUAACCAGACAUACACAACAGAGCAGGAUGCGAUGUGUUGUUUUAAGAGUUUAAGCAUCUCCAGGCCCUGUUUAAACGCUAUAAAAUGAAAUAGAAAUGUAAACAGGCAUAGAUGGGGAAAAUAAAGACAAAUCCUGCCCUUGUGCACUCGGGAAAGGCAGAGCAGGAAAACUUCAGGUUUAUCUAGGAGAGGGUUUGGGAUAUUUUUUUUUUUUUUUCCCCCUUUUUCUUUUUUUCGUUAUGAAUUCCUAAUAAAUCUUUCCUCCACUGGGUAUUUAUAAAUUAUCUUCUCUCUCACAGACACGCACACGCACACACAUCCCCGCUUGUUUUUUCUUAUAAUAGAAACAUUUUCCUUUCAUCAGGAAUCUGAGUACAGUAUAGGAAUGAUUUAAGAUCAGCCAUUGAUUUCUGGUGCGUUGGUGAGUUACCAUUACAUCACGACCAUAAAAUUCUACUGCACUUGAUAAAAAUGUUAACUUCCAAGAACAACUUCGCUCCCUCCUUCGGGGGGUCCACGUACAAAAGGGAAUUCCUGUUAUUUUUCACUUUACAAACUUCAACGGAAGGGAGUACGCCAGUAAAAACACAUAGGAGAGAGCCUCUCUUCUAAAAAUACUUUAGUCGAUUCUUCCUUUUAUAUUUAUUUUCCUUUCUUGAAAACUCGAGCAUCCCCACGUCAGGCUGCGAAGCUCUAUUUACUUGUGUGCACCAUUUCGGGGUGUUUAUGUUCAAAGAUGAAACUAAAAGCUGCUCAAUCGACAAUAAAAGUGUUGGGAAAAAGAAAACGUUAACUUGUCUUUUAGGGGGGGAAAAGCCUUAAUUAUACCACUGCAAGUACUCCAACAACAAUAAUUACUUGAAAAGGCUCUUAGACUCCACUGAAAUUAUCCCGACACAAAAUAAAGGAAACGUAUUUACUUAAAUUAUUUCUCUGAGGAUGGUUUAAAGUUUUAUUUCUUUACUAUCUUUCUUUUCUUUCAUUCAUUCUUUCCCCCUCUCUCUUUCUUUCUCUCUUUCUUAAUUCCUUGCCUAUUCCCACUGCCGAUUUUAAUCCAAUAUUUUUAAUUUCCUCAUCCAAAGCCCUGGCAAGACGGACUAACCGGAACAUCGCAACUUUUUACUCUUUUCCAUGUUGUGGAGGUUCAAAAUAGUCCCUCGGAUGAAGGCAGGCACAAGGGAAGCCGCCUUUAAUUCACCUUUCCCGUGUCGAAACCGAGCAGAAGGAUGCAAUGGGAAGCAGCAGAAAUCUACCCAGGGCAAAGGGGGAAUAAAAAAAAAAAUAAUAGAGGUUUAAAAGAGUGUCUUUAAGUCCUAUUGAAGGUUGAAGGAUUGGAAAAUAGAGCUGGGAUGGCGAGGGGCUGGGGCAGCGCUGUGCUGGGGGGCUUGUGUCGUUAUUAGCUGAAAUACGUCUCGGUAAUAUUUGCUGACUGCGAUAAAUGAAUUUCAAAAUCUACCCCCUGUGUGUUUAGAUGGUGGAAAAUUGCAGCGUUGGCAUCUUAGGGGUAAGUUUGCUCCGUUGUUACCAAAUGCCAAUAAAAUAGAAAGCCUCUCUCCCUCAACACCACCACCCCACCCCCCCAAUCCCCUCCUCCCAGUUUUCAUUAGAGGUAUCAUGAAACAAAUAAUGAAAUAAAUAAAAAUGAAGUUCUUGGGGAGGGGUUGAGGUAGGGAACAGCCAUCAGUUACUGACCAGAAAGGUUCUGGUCGGGGUGCGAUAAGCGACGUGACACUUCCAGUCCCAAUCGCCCCCAACCGCAUCUUGGCCAAGUCCUGGAGGAAAGGGGUGGGGGGGAAGAGACGCAGAAAGUCAACCUUAUAUAUGGAAAACUCUGAUCAUUUGAAUUCAAUAUUGACACCUCAACAUCUCGCUGCAACGCGGACGGGUCCAAUCGAAACCUCUGGUUUAUAGCAGUGGAGGAACGAACUCGUAAAAUCCUAACGGCUUUUAUGUAGUGCGGUAUAAACAACAACAACAUCCCCAGCUUUAUGGCGUUUUAUAGUUUGUUAAACAGUUUACAGCCUUUUUUGGGGCUAUUACAAAUGCAAUUCCCUUCAUGUGAUAGUUAAACCUUUAUCAAUAAUAAGGAAAUUGAUCAUUAAAAUGUUAAAUAUGACUACCUCGUUUGUUUUAAAAUAUGUUUAGGGUAAGAAGCUGUAUGAUUUGAUAACUUGUAUUAAAAUACCAAUUACAUUUAUAGGACCUUUUAAAACUGGUAGCAAUUAAAUCGUGUUCUUUUACAGUUUUCCAAAGCGACCCUGACAUUUAAAAAGGCUAAAACUGCCUCGUUAAAAUUUCGAAAUUAACGACUGCGAGCGCUACUCUUUAAUUUUCCAACACUCCCCAAAAAUCAAUCUUUUGGGUGGCCUAGGUAUGUGAUUUGUUGUGAGGCGAGCGAUAUCUCAUUAAUGGAGGUAGUUAAACAUAUUUAAUCCGUAUAUUCACCCCACCUCCUUCCCCUUCCCCUCCGCUCCCUCGCUCGCUCCCUCUCCCUCUCUCUCCCCCUCGCUCGCUUUUCCUUCUUUAUUCUCUCACACUCUUCCUUUCACAAUCAUGCGGUGCAGAGUCCGUGUGGAGUAAGGAGAAGCCAAUAGGAUGAGGUUUUGGUAAUAGAUGCAAAUGAUCAUGAAAAGACACUGCAAAAUAUGAAACAACUCAUUUGCGCUGAAGUAAAUCACUGAAAACUGUUUAUGAACUGGCAUCUCUUCUUGGAAAUGUAAAGCGAGAACUCUUUAAGUGGCGAUUUUUUUUUUUUUUUUUUAGGGGUGGGGGGGGAGGAAGGAAUUCAAUAUCAUGCAGGCUUAGAGUUUUGAUUAUAUCCUCCUUUUAUAUUCCUGGAAAUCACAAACUGUCGUUGCUUUGCAUCUUAGCGCUUUCUUUUUUUCCUAAUAGAUUCCCGUGCUCUGGGUUUGGUUGGCUUCUUUUUUUUUUUUUCCCCCCCUUUUUUUUUUGGGGGGGGGGGGUCAAAUUUUCUUCCUCCUCCAAACAAAUAUUCUUAUUUAAAUUAAAAUGAGCUCUUAUUUUGUCAACUCACUCUUCUCCAAGUACAAAACCGGGGACUCCUUACGUCCCAACUACUAUGACUGCGGGUUCGCUCAGGAUCUGGGGGGCAGACCCACGGUGGUGUACGGACCCAGCACGGGGGGCACCUUCCAGCACCCGACCCAAAUCCAGGAGUUCUACCACGGAGCAUCCUCACUCUCCAGCUCCCCUUACCAACAGAAUCCCUGCGCCGUGGCGUGCCAUGGGGACCCCGGCAACUUCUAUGGCUACGACCCCUUGCAAAGGCAGAGCCUCUUCAGCGCCCAGGACUCGGACUUGGUGCAGUACACGGACUGCAAGCUCGCUGCCAGCGGCCUCGGAGAGGAGGCGGAGAGCUCGGAGCAGAGCCCUUCUCCGACCCAGCUCUUCCCCUGGAUGCGCCCGCAAGCAGCCGCUGGACGGAGGAGGGGGAGGCAAACCUACAGCCGCUACCAGACCCUGGAACUGGAGAAGGAAUUUCUAUUUAAUCCCUACCUGACCCGCAAACGGAGGAUCGAGGUCUCGCAUGCCCUGGGAUUGACAGAAAGGCAGGUUAAAAUCUGGUUCCAGAACAGAAGAAUGAAAUGGAAAAAGGAAAACAACAAAGACAAGUUUCCCAGCAGCAAAUGCGAGCAGGAAGAACUGGAAAAACAGAAAAUGGAAAGAGCCCAGGAGGUGGACGAGGAAGGGGAAGCACAGAAGGCAGACAAGAAAUAAAAGGAUUUUUAAGGACUGAAAGGCAAGAGCUGCUGGGGUGGCAGAGCCCCCGAGCCCCACGUUAAUGGCAGUUAAUGUAAGGAAGGGGUGGGAAAAAAACCAACAAUGCAUAGAAAAGAGAAAGGGGAAAAAAAAAAAAAAAGAAAAAAAGAAACCUUUUAUUGCUGUAAAACAAUAUAGCUGUAAGCACCACUUCCCUGAUUAUCCUUUGAUACAAUGAACAGUAUGCAAAAGUGGUCGGGAGGUCUCUCCUGCCUUUUGCCAGUUAUUAACUAGUGGUAGUGUAACGCAAUAGCUUAUGUAAAACAUGACUGUGAAAUCUUCUCUCUCUCUCUGUCUUUCUCUCUGUCUCUCUCUUCUGUCCGGGGGGGUGGGUUGGUUAACAUAGCUUUCAAUGCUAUAGGAGUUAUGUGAAAUUACAUUUGUGCACUUUUUUCUUUCAUUUUUGCUUAAGUUCCACGUUUUUUGUUGUGGUUUAUCUGUAUGUACUGGAGGUAGCUAUUGAGACAAACAUCCCAACAACAUGAAACUGCCUAUUUAUGCUAUAGUUAUCUCUCUUUCUCUCUUUGCUUUCCCUACUUCUGUUCUUUGCCUUGGUUCGGGAUUUUAUUUUUCUUUUUUUUUUUUUUUUUUACACUUUUUAAAUGUCUCUUAAAAAAAAAGGGGAAAAAAGAAAAAAUACAAGAAAAAAAAGCUUUUUUUCUCUCCUUUAGUUAGCAUGCGCACAGUGAAGCAAGUUGUAAAGUGGUCUUUAGGUUAACUGUGAAAAAGAAUGUAUACUGUAUACGUGAAUUACUUUAUUGGGGGAACUAAUGAUAUAUUUUGUUGUUCUUUCAUCACUUUGUUCUAUUGUCUAAACCUGGAAGCGGCGGAAGAAAGUUACAAUAAAGUUUACAAGCGAGAAUCCCGUGACAUCAUUAUUUUACCCUGCUCCAUUUCCUCCAGGACCACUUUGAUAGAAAGGAAAUAAAAGUCAAUUGUGUGGGAGCUGCAGCCCGGCCAUCAAAGGCUGCUCUGCCCUGGCCGGGGCUGCGCUGGGCCGGGCUGCGGCCGGGCUGCGGCCGGGCGCCGCGGGGAGGGGCGCGCAGCGGCGGCGGCGGCUCCUGCUCUUGUUGUGCUUCCCAGCAGAGCUCCUGGGUGGUGACAGGUUGGGAGGCUGUGUGGAAAUCCUUCCUGAAGCAGAAGCAAAGCAGCCAGCUGGUGAGGUUUGACUUCUAACUGCAAUUAAGCCCCGCAGAACCGCUGACACGCCGAACAAGGGAUCUGUACACUCCUUUUUCGCAACAAGAAAAGCAAAUGCCAGCUCGAUAAGAAGCUCAAAGCCGGUGGCACUGGAAUAAAUUACAGAUAGAGCUGAAUGGCAUUUGGGAAAAAAAGAACCCUGAAACUAUUAAACUAUUAGGUAUCAAUGA